This is a messenger RNA of Eriocheir sinensis (Chinese mitten crab), 2475 nucleotides long. RefSeq lists its product as uncharacterized. The record is from RefSeq and is a predicted model, not a curated record. NCBI's taxonomy places the organism in Eukaryota, Metazoa, Arthropoda, Malacostraca, Decapoda, Varunidae. The transcript has 6 exons. The coding region runs from base 140 to 1612 and encodes 490 amino acids. Gene Ontology annotation, molecular function: chitin binding. Gene Ontology annotation, cellular component: extracellular region.
GUUAGUGGUGGUAGUGGUGGUGGUGGUGGUGGUUGUGGGCAGGCCGGGCAGGAUGUGAUGGGCGGGGCAGACUCGGGUAGGUUUGUGGGGUCGGCUCGGGCAAGUUAGCAGGUUCAGUCAUCAGGAGGCCACGGUCAAGAUGGCGCGCGGGCUGACCUUGGCAUUGGCGGCGGUGGUGGCGGUGCAGCUGGCGGGGGCGACCUUCGACUACGACCUCUUCGGCACGCCCCUCGUCAUCUACCCCCCGACCUUCUACAAUGCCCCCGACUACUUCCAACCCUUCCUUCACAACAGCGGCGGCGAUUCCCCCCAGGCCAUCCGCAUCGCAGUGGAGAGAGCGCUUCCCUGCCCGGCCGAGGGAUUCUACGCUAACCCCACAAACUGCUCGCAAUUUUACAGGUGCGUGGACCAUAUCGGGACGGGGCAAUGGUUCGUGAGGUACGUUUUCGAGUGUCGCAAGGGCCAUGUCUUCGCCGAGGGGGUCGCCACUUGCUUACCGGGAACCUGCGACGGAACCCAACCACCUGCAAAGCCCAUCACACCUAUCCUGCCAAUCACACCUGUUCUUCCACCUGUUCAACCACCUGUGCUGCCCGUUGAACCACCUGUGCAGCCCCCCAUCGAUCCUAUUACCCCCGUACUCCCCCCGUUUGAGCCUCCCACGGACUCCCCCACAGAUGAUAUGCCUACCACUUUGCCCCCCGUGGAUGGUACUGAGCCCCCCCAGCCCCCAAUCACAGACUCCCCUCAGCCCCCAGUCCCAGACCCCCCUCAGCCCCCGACGCAGCCCGAUCCGAACUGCUUUGGCCAGUACAUCCAGCACGAGAAAUUCUGCAACUCCUACAUCCGCUGCAAUGUGACUAGUCAGCGCUACAUCUGUCCUCCCGGCACCGUGUUUGACGAGCCCAGACAGAUGUGCAGAAUCAGCGCCGGAGACGAGUCACUCUGCGCCGGGAAGACCAUCGCCGCCUUCCCAUACUUCCUGCGCGCCGAACUCGUGGAGGGCCACAUUCUACUUCCCGACGACUUCGUUCUUCGGCCCCUCAACCCCUUCGAGCCCCAGACGCUUCCCCUGCCAUCCCCAGCCUUCAGCCCCUUCGAAGUCGACCUCAGAAAGCCUCUUUCUCCCCCUAUCCCAGGUUCUGUCCCUGCUAACUCUCCUUCGCUCAAAACUCCUGCAAAUCCUUCUUUCUCUCGACCUGGUCCUCCUCCUCCUUCCUCUUUUGGGUCCCCUAGUUCUUCGUUCUCCCGGCCUGGUUCAACUUUUUCUCCUUCUUUCCCUUUCGGUUCUCCUAAUCUUGAGUUCUCCCGGCCUGGUUCUCGUGGUUCCUCUCCCUCUCGGUCUCCUUUCCCGGCUAGUUCUCCAUCUUUGACGUUUACAGGGAAUCAACCAUCUCGUUCGUCUCCGUUCUCAUCCCUCCCAGCCGAUACCCAGAGUCUAAACGUUCUCUCUAGCUCUGUCUAUAGCCCCCUGUCAGUCCCUUCGCCCUAUAGUGCAGGUCCUUUGUCUAUUAAUAACGUGAGGCGCCCUUCGAGUCACCUCCACUUCCCUCACUUUACGCCCUAUGGUUUGCCCGAAUACCAUCCUUACAAUAUGGUGUGGCGCCGUUAAAAAGGAAGAAAAGGACUGAUUUGUGAGGUGGUGAAGAAGGAUGAGAGAAGACCGAGACUGAGAAAUUGAACUUGAACGUGAGAGAAAAGAGAAAAGAAUAUGUGAAGAAGAGGCGAAGAGAAAUAAAGAAGAUGAUAAAUGUGAAGAUAAAAGGUAAAAGAGAUAAAAAAAAGAUGAAGAAGAAGAACAUAAACAAAGAAACCUAAUGUGUUAAGAAAAAGGAAAAAUAAGAAGAAGGAUGUUUCGAAAAAGAGUGAAGAGAAGAAGAUAAAAAAGAAGAAUGAUGAACUAAAAAAAAAAGAAGAAGGAGGUGAGAAGAAGAUGGAAAAGGCAACGAGGUGAAUAAUUGAAGAGGAGGAAGAAAAGAAAAUAACAGAAAUACAAGGAAAUGGAGAAAACAACUAGAACAGGAGGAAGAGGAGGAGGAAGAAGAGGAGGAAGAAGAGGAGGAAGAAGAGGAAGAGGAGGAGGAGGUGAUAUGUGGCAUUAUUGAAGGGGAAAGACCAAUAGCGAGGGAAAAUUUGUUGCUUGUUUGUUUGUCUGUAUGAGAGAGAGAGAGAGAGAGAGAGAGAGAGUAAUGUCCUAUGAAUACAAAUGAAGGAAUAACACGCAUAUACAUACAUACAUACAUACAUCCCAAACCCUCUCCCAAUACAAAAAAAUUUAAAAAAUAAGGAAAAAAUAUAGCACCACCACCACCACCAACAACAACAACAACAGCAACAACAACAACAGCUAUUUCCCUCGUAUUAUACAUGUCAUUUCUGUAACCUGACAAUAAUAACAGAAUAAAUAAAAUAAACUUGAAUAAUAAUAAUAAUAAUAAUAAUAAUAAUAAUAAUAAUAAUAAUAAUAAUAACAAC